Messenger RNA from Scophthalmus maximus (turbot), 3115 nucleotides. It is a transcript of the gene sack1fb, whose product is annotated as family with sequence similarity 83 member Fb. The record is from RefSeq and is a predicted model, not a curated record. The transcript is spliced from 5 exons. Bases 100 to 1635 code for a protein of 511 amino acids. NCBI's taxonomy places the organism in Eukaryota, Metazoa, Chordata, Actinopteri, Pleuronectiformes, Scophthalmidae.
CCAGGUCUCUUUAGUUUCACCUGACGCCUCUGUGGACUCAGAAGUUCCUCUGAGCUGCGGGAAGGAGCAGGGGGGGUCGGGGGCCCGUCACUCACAGUCAUGGCCGAAUCCCAGCUCGCGUGCAUGGAGGACGGCCGCAUCGGGGCCAAGGUGCCGGAGUCCAAGCCGGAGUUCUACUACAGCGAGGAGCAGCGCGCCGCCGUCGAGGAGCUGCUGCGCAACGGCGACGGCGCCUUCAAGACGCGACUCAAGGACGACGACGUGAGGGACUUCCUGUCCGCCAGAGAAGUCAAAGUGCUGAUGAACACGUUCAAGCGGUACGAGGAGGAGGGCGAAGAGGAGGGCGGCGGACGCAAGGGGGCCGCCGGCGGCGCCGACGCGGACUCGGGGGUUCACUCCACCUACUGGCCGCAGAUGUCGGACACCGAGGUGCCGCCGCUGGACAUCGGCUGGCCCAGCGGCGGGUUGUUCAAGGGCGUGACCCGGGUGUCCGUGCACACGCACCCGCCCAAGGACAACGGGCCUCACAUCAAGGAGGUGGUGCGGAGGCUCAUCCAGGAGGCCGGCAAGGUGAUAGCGAUCGUGAUGGACUUGCUCACAGACCUACAGAUCCUGCAGGACCUGAUGGACGCGGCGUCUCGACGCUCCGUGCCCGUUUACAUCGUGUUGGACAAGCAAGGCGUGCCGCACUUCCUGGAUAUGUGCUCCAGGCUGCAGAUUGGCUCGCAGCACCUCCGGAACAUCAGAGCCAGAAUGCUGCAGGGGAACGGGUUCUGCCUGUCGUUCGGCAGGCUGCCGGGCUCGCUCUGCAACAAGUACAUGCUGGUGGACGGAGACAAAGUGGCGUUCGGCUCCUACAGUUUCUCCUGGUCCACAUCCCGUAUGGACCGAAACAUGAUCACGGUGAUGACGGGACAAGUGGUUGACUCCUUUGACCUCGACUUCAGGGAACUGUACGCCAUCUCGGAGAAGAUGGACCUCUACAAGGAGUUCCACGUCAGCCCGCCUGCCGCCGCCCUGACCACCACAGUACGUUCCAGAGCGGCGUCUAAGCGUCCGCCCUUACCGGCCACCACCUCCCGUUUCCAGGUCAGCUUAGGGGACUCGCGAAAGGACAAAAUUGAGGUGCCCGCGCACAAAUACUACAACCCCAAGUACUCGCUGGUGUUUGGGGACGCCCUACGUCCCACAGGGUCUCUGCAGGAGCCAGGACCCAAGAGGGGGUCAAUUCUGUCCAAGUAUCCAGAGGAGCUGGACGAGGAGAAGCAGCAAGUGACCAACAGCGAGAAGUUAGACCGGCUGGGCCAUUUGCCCUCGGAGGCCCCGAGUGAAAUCUUCAAGAGGCCCAAGGGGGUCGGGAAGGGGCAGCUCACGUGGAGGCAGAAAUUGUUCAGCCGGAAAUCUCCCAGUAAGCUGUCGGUCAACAGCCUCACGAACAACACGUGCCCCUCACCCACGGAGACCAGUCAAACCGAUGAGAACGAGGAGGUGAUCGUGAGAUCGUCGUCCAAGUGGAGGGGGAAGAAGCCGUCGAACCUGGGCCAGAGGACAGAGUCCCAGCAAACUGUCAACACCGCACAGGACAAUGACGGUGAUAAGAGUCGACCUGGAACGAAACAGUGUAAGGUGUCCUGAGGUGAAUCUGCCGUUCUAUGACCACAGAAUGCAGUGAUCACAAAAAAUAUUUCCUUUAUUUUAUCCAGUGCCUUAAAGAAAACACAAAAUGAAUGUUCAAAUCCGUACUGUAAAUUCGGUACUGUGGUCGUGUUUUUGGGCCAAAACACGUGUUAAUAUCUGUUUCCUGGUGUUUACGCUGCGCCCCUGGUGGACACUUGAGUGCAUUGUACAGUGAAGUGCACAAAUUGUAUAUCACACUUUUGCUCAGAUCUUCUUCAGCUGUUGGAUUAUAAAGAAUUGUCCGAGUUGACGAAUCGAACGCAGUCUUUCAAUCAUAGUCCAAAUGGUGUAGAUGAUAAAUACAGGCAGACUAAACUCUCACCGAAUUAUUUGUAACCUUCAACCACAUCCAGAGAUGGAUGAGAACCUGAGCAACCCGAAGCAGGACAUCGUUAGAGUUUGGAUGAUUGUUGCUUUUCCUCCUCGUAUUUGUGUGGUUGUUUUCAUGAAGCAGCUCAAAACGUACUUUUAUGCUCUUGUUUUUAAUUAAUUCCACUUUCAGUUGGAAAUUCUCUUUUGUGCUAUCUUAUGGUUUUUAUGUUUUAACUUUGCUUUCACUACAAAUCAGUUGUUUUUCUACUACAUGUAUCGUUUGUUCUCUCUCUCUGUGCUCAUACUUUUUUAUUGCUCUAAUGUGUGAAUGUGUCCUGUUUUCAAGCAUCUGUCAUUUUGUAUUUCAUCUGCAAUUUAAGAAGGACGCUAUAUAAAUUAUUUUAUAUUUUUAAAAAAAACAGGAAUCAACAGAGGUUUAAUCCAGUGUGUAAUGUGUUUGCAGCAUUGUACUGCAAACCCUUUUUUAUCCUUUUUCUGGGUUGUCAUUUAUCUGUAAAUGUCUGUUUCGGUGCAGUCGUUCGUUAGUCGGUGUUUAUUAAAUUGUUGCAGAUAAGAUGAAAACUUAAAAGUGCCAAGAAUAGGUUUGAAAUAUUUGUAUUGUUCAAUGAUUUUACACUGAUUUGGGCUUAAUGUUGUGAAAAAAUAUGAUCAUAAAACAUAUAAUUUUUUUUUUAAAACUAGCAUAGAAAAAAUAAAAUGAAAUUGGAGAUUUGACUAGGGGUGUUGAGCGUGGUCAAAAACAUCGCUUUGACUGCAGCUUCACCUGGUGGCGACAGACAGUAUUACAGUUUUACAACAUUUAAGAUGAUAAAACUAUUGCUCGCACUGUUCAAAGUCACCACCAGCCGACUCUGUUGUCCAACCCUCUGCUUCUCUUCGCCGGGUCUUCGCCAACAGCUCAGAUUUCAGAAAGGGAACCAAAGGCCUGAUGGGAACCGAGGGUUGAGCUGAGCGUAGCGGUGGGGAGGGGUGAGGUGGGAGGAUCUGCAAGUGGGAUGUGGUGCAACACUGAAACAGGAAGCCGGCGCUGCAGCCGACCAGAGGCAUUUAACACACAUUUACAGACUAGUUUUACUGACACGCAAUAAAACAGGACUUGAAAAUA